Messenger RNA from Nicotiana attenuata, 1665 nucleotides. Its product is annotated as interactor of constitutive active ROPs 1-like. Bases 356 to 1510 code for a protein of 384 amino acids. The transcript has 3 exons. The record is from RefSeq and is a predicted model, not a curated record. NCBI's taxonomy places the organism in Eukaryota, Viridiplantae, Streptophyta, Magnoliopsida, Solanales, Solanaceae.
AAAAGCUCGCAUCCAAAAGAUAUGAUGUGAUAGCCUACCCAAAUCCAAGGAUUAGUAGCCGGUUACACUGCUCAAACCCUUAAACUAUAGAUCACACAGAGAUAACUUUACUGUUACACCAAAACUCCCCUUCAUUUUUACCUUUCUUGGUAAUAGUAGGUGAAAUUCAAAGGUCAAAUGCCCUUCACUAUUAUCCAUACUUUAGAUGCUGAUACAGAGACAGAGAUUCAGUAAUCAAGAAAGGUAAGUGGUUUGAAAAGAAGCAAAAGGACAGUUGAAGAAAAGUAAAAAGAGAAAAGAUCAAGACUUAAAAAGUGGUAGAAGAUUGCAUCAUUGAACAUUUUAAGAAGGUGAAAUGCCACGAUCAAGGGGAUCAGAAAUGCAUCAGAGGCAAUCUCCUCGAGUCCCUUUGCAACUGAGAACAUCAAGCUCUGAUUCUGAUCCUCUACACCAUCGAUCAGUGACUGACCGGAGUCCUAAAUUGGGUGAUCGCCGUUCGCCACGAGGCGCUCAAUCUGAUCCACUGAAUCAAAGGAAACUUGGAACAAGAAUUGCAGAUUUGGAAUCUCAACUUGGGCAAGCACAAGAUGAGCUCAAAUCUCUGAAGGGGCAGUUAGCUUCAGCUGAGGCUGCAAAGAAAGCAGUUCAAGAACAGCUCGAGAAGAAAACCAAGAAACCAACUGUUGCUGAGCCUGAGCAAAUCCAAGAGACCAGCAACAACAACGACAACAACAACAACAACCCAACUCAUGAAAUUCCAGAUGAUGACCAGAAAGAAACAGAUGUUUUCGAAGUUCCAGUUGAGAAGGUAACAUUGGAGCCGCCUCCAAAUGUUGAAAUAAGCCACCCCUCUAUCGAAGAGGACCUGAAAAGUUCAAAUCUAUCACCUGCUGAAACACCAGCCAUUGCUAAACCGGUUGCUGAACAGGAGAAAUCAUCAGUUGAGGAGCUGAAUUUGAAGGAUGAGGAAAUAAGCUCAUUGAAAUCCAAGUUGGAGGAGAAAGAAAAAGAGCUUCAGGUUUUUAGCCAAGAAAAUGAGGGCCUGAAGAAGGAGCUGAAUGAAAAAAUGCUAGAGAUAUCGUCCGUUAAGGCCAAAGAAGAGGAAACGAGCCUCAAUCUAAACCAAGUGACACAAGAGCUGGAAACAAGCAAGAAUGAUGCAGUUAAUAUACAGGAGAAACUUGAGGCCACUGAAAAGGCAAAAGAGGCAUUAGAAAAUGAGAUGAAGAAACUGAGAGUCCAAACAGAACAAUGGAGGAAAGCUGCAGAUGCUGCAGCAGCAGUAUUAGCAGGAGGCGUGGAGAUGAACGGGAGAAGACUAUCUGAGAGGUGUGGAUCAAUGGAUAAGCAUUAUGGUAAUGUAUUUGAACCAGCAGUUGGAGGAUACGGCAGUUACAUGGGUUCGCCGGGGUUGGUUGAUGAUUCUGAUGAUGUUUUUGGACAUGGGAAGAGAAAAGGUUCUGGUAUUAAGAAGUUUGGUGACCUCUGGAGGAAGAAGGGUCAGAAAUGAAUGUAUCCUUAUUGAACACUUGAGAACAAUGUAUGUUAAGUAUGGUCAGCAAAAUGGUUCCUCACCAUUUUUAGCUUUCUUGGUUAAUGUAUGAAUCUUUUUCUUGGCAUCUGGCUUCUAUUAUAUGCUUGUGUUAAAUUUCUGUUUUUAGUUAA